Messenger RNA from Daucus carota subsp. sativus, 1773 nucleotides. RefSeq names its product F-box/FBD/LRR-repeat protein At1g13570. The transcript is spliced from 4 exons. Bases 104 to 1576 code for a protein of 490 amino acids. Lineage: Eukaryota; Viridiplantae; Streptophyta; Magnoliopsida; Apiales; Apiaceae. The record is from RefSeq and is a predicted model, not a curated record. Gene Ontology annotation, molecular function: protein binding.
CGACCCUAACCCCAGUAUAUAUAAACGAUACUAGCUGCUCUAAAGUUAAAGAUCAUAAGUUGUUCGAAAACAAUAUCAUCAUAUACACAUAUUCAAUUUAGCAAUGGCUGGUGAUGUCCCAAAGAGGCCAUCUUAUGCUAUAGAAGACGACACACCUAGUGCUAAAAGAAAGCAACUUGAUAAUCAAAUGCGAGUGUUUGUUAGUGAUGGAGUACACAGCGAGGGAAUUGGUGAUUUUGGAAUGAUACAACUUGAUGAAAGAUCAGAUAGGAUCAGCAACUUGCCACAAGAACUAGUACACUGUAUCUUGGAGCGUUUGUCGGUUCACGAUGCAGCAAGAACAAGUGUUCUGUCAAAAGAAUGGAGGUGUAAAUGGGGAAUGAAAAACAAUCUAGUCCUCGAUAAGUUGUUUUUCUUGCAACUUACUGCUAAUAAAGACAAAGACACGCAUCAGUCUGCCUUUUCGAGGGCUGUUGAGAUGAUUAUAUUGGCUCAUGCUGGACCUUUAUUGAGCUUAAAUCUCUUCAUUCCUCCAAAACUUGAUCAGUUUACUGUUUCUCGGUGGCUUGAUCACUUUCUCAAUAAAAAGGUUAAGGUCUUGGAGAUCUUUUUUUCAGAAAAGAAUGCCUGUGAAAUUCCUUUGUUCACUUGUGAAGGGUUGGUUGAGUUCAAGCUCACUACAGGGACACUAACUGCAUCACCUAAACUUGGAAGCUUUGAUAAUCUAAGAAGGGUUGAACUUAUCGAUGUCUCAAUUACUGCUGACAUCUCAUUUGGGUCUCAACUGAAGGAAUUGCUACUGUAUGGCUGUACUGGAAUUCACAAUUUGGGCUGCCAAUUUACCAAUUCCAACAACCUCACAUAUUUUAUCUUGUACAAAAGUGAACAAAUUGAGUGGCAAUGGUUUAAAUGCACCAAACAAUUGAAAUUCUUAGGUCUCGCACUGACAACAGUAAAUCCCAACACGAGGAUGCCCGUCGAUUUGAUCAAGCUUCUUGGCGAUACACCUAGCAUCAGUCAUCUUUAUGUUAAUGGUUACACUGUCGAGGUUUUGGGACAACCAUUUUAUCCGACGUUGAAGGGAGUUGCACCACGAAUAGAGAUCCUUAGGUUACUUGGACUUCAAUUUAAAAAUGUUUGUCAACUUUACAAUUCUCUUAGCUUGAUCAGAUGUUUGUCCAACCUGCGGGUUCUUAUGAUUGAACUGAAACCUGGAACAAGGAGUUUGGACCCAACAGUUGGACAAAGAAUGGAAAAGCCUUGCUGGAAGGACGUGUUACUACACCAACUACAUACUUUGACAAUUCUUGAUGUGGUGGUUGACACAAGAGUUCUCUCUUUGAUAAAGACUUUGCUUGCAGUUUCCCCGUCGCUCAAGAAGAUAUUCUUUCACUUCAGCAAUGUAAAAGCCGAUGCCUAUGCAGAGAUGUCGAAAAUUAAAAAAUUGUUUCGACAGUGCCCCAGAAAGUCCUUGUCAGCAAAGAUUUAUCUAUCCUUCCAAAAUCCCCGAAAUAUAGUAACCCAACCCAAUAGAUAUUCCUCGCAUUUGGGAGCAUUAUGGUUUGAGUUGCACUGAUUACAGACUAGUGCUUGCAUGAGAAUUAAAAUUCUUAUAAUCAAUUCAGGUUUAGAAUACCGUUACCUAGCGUCGUUACCUGUAAUAGUAUCAAGUCAGAAAUCUUCAAAUGCGGAUCAGCCUUGGCUCUGCAAUCCUGCAUUUAGAACUUGUUAAUAGAAAAAGUUUGGAAUUCAAUGUGAGCUCUUAAGAUUUAA